UUUAUUUUGAAAGUGCUCACAGGAAGUACCGCUGCAUACUACGUGGGACUUAGCGGCUGUGGUCGCCGCUGUGUCGGCAGUCUGUAGUGACCGAAGCGCUGGAUUCAAGUGUUUGAACUCGGUCCUCUGCGGCUCAGAGACACUCAGUUCCUGCAGCCUGCAGGGAUGGACAGUGAUCUGGAUGGCUGACGGGAAAGGACGCGGACCAAUCGCAUGAUAAGAUGCUGGCUCGUAACCGCUUCCUCCUCCUGGUGGUGGUGGGUGGAGCUGCUCUGGCCAUUAUCAGUCUGAGCCUCCAGUUCUUGAACCUGAUCCCCACAACUCCCAUAGUGGAGGAGCAACCCUUCCAGGCUGCAGAUAGAGGUGCUGGGUCGGCUCUUGGGAAGAGCAGAAAGAGAGUGUUCCCAGUGCCUCACACUGAGGAGCCCAACCCCAUAUCUGAGGCCUACGGCUAUUGCAACACUCCCAACCGUACUGAACAGGCAUGGGAGGGUCACAGUCCUGCUGACUACAAGCUGCUGUCUGUCCAGGUGAUGAUUCGCCAUGGUGACCGCUACCCACUUUACUCCAUCCCCAAGACCAAACGGCCCGCCAUUGAUUGCACUUUGUCCACCAGCAGGAAGCCUUCCCACCCCUUGCUAAACACCUUCAUCAGUCAUAUGGGCCUGGGAGGGCGUGGCCAUUGGGACUCACCACUGAGCUCUGUUCCCCGUCUGCCCAACCACAGUGCCUGUGAGAUGGGAGAACUCACGCAGACCGGUGUGGUUCAACACCUGCGCAACGGGCAGCUCCUCCAUCAAGCCUACAAGCGCCACAAUCUCCUCCCCUCUGACUGGUUGCCCCGCCAGGUGUGGGUUGAGACCACAGGUAAGAGCCGCACUCUCCAGAGCGGUUUGGCAUUCCUCUAUGGCUUCUUACUGGACUUUGAUUGGACGAAACUGACUGUGCGGCACCAGUGGAGCACUUUGUUCUGCGGCUCGGCAUGUGACUGCCCCGCCAGGAACAGAUACCUGGAGGAAGAGCAGAGGAGACAGUAUCGGCUCAGAGUGAGCGAUACUGAACUUGAGAGGACUUACGUGGAUAUGGCACGGACUUUGGGAUUGCUCACCCGCCAACUCCGAGCUGCAAACCCUAUAGACUCCUUGUUGUGCCAUUUGUGCCAUGGCAUCUCUUUCCCAUGUGUUCCCAUGGGAGAAGGUGGUACCAAGGCAUGUCUGACAAUGGCGCAGUUUGCUGUGAUUCGACGACAGCAGCUAGAUGAUGAAGUUGAUCGGAGAAGAGUGGGGCUGUACCGUAAAUAUGCCAUCCUGGCCAUGUACCCCUACCUUAACCGAACUGCCACCAAGAUGGAGCGUGUGGCCAGGGAUAAUGAGGCUGGCCGACAGUCGCGCGCAGGAGGCGAGGAGGUCUUCACCCUCUCUUCAGCACACGAUGUUACCAUGGCCCCGUUACUGAGUGCCCUGGGACUGGAGGAAGCAAGUUUUCCACGGUUUGCAGCAAGAGUAGUGUUUGAACUGUGGAAGAGUCCACCAGUGAUACAAGGGCAGCUGAAGAAGAGAGCCAGCAAAGGUGAGAAGUCGAAAGUGAAAGACGGGGAACUGUUCAUCAGGGUGCUGUACAACGGUGAGGAUGUGACAUUUCACACCACCUUCUGUCGCUCCCAUGACCGCCGUGCCAGUCAGCCACUCUGUCCUCUGAAGAACUUCCUGUCUUUUGUCAGGAGAGACAUGUUCAGCCUUGUCAAUGCUACUUCCUACCAGGAGGCCUGCUUCAGGCGCCCUGGUUGACAGAUGGAGAGGAGGGUGACUGAGUACAGAUGCAGAGCUGGCAGAUGGUUGUACUUCCCUUGACUUUUAGUUGUUUUCCACUUUUGAAGAUGGUGCACUUUUUAUGCUUCUCAUAUUGUCUUAAAAUUCCACAUAUUUUGAAAUGUUUCUUUGACAUUUCUGAGCACAAAGUGAGUUCACAACACACACUGCUGUACAUUACACAAUAGUCAGAGGUGUCACAUUUCCAACCUUUCUACAGAGUUUGACGUUCCUUUUUCAAUAUUGUAUGUUUUCUAUAGCAAAUCUGAAGGAGAUAAUUCAAGGGAAGUUGUAUGGCACUUAGCCACUUUAUUCCUACAUUCCAUAAUACCAUGGAAUUGUGAAAUUCCAGCAUUCCCAAAUUUUUGCAAGAAAAGGGAAUAUCAAAGCUGGAAAACUUAUGCUGGAUUAAACAUUCCUGGAACAUAUUUUGUGUAGUAAAUCUUUUCGAUGAAAAUUACACUUUGGGCUAGUUUGGCCCACAUUACUCUGUAUGAUUCAUUAGUCACUAAACAUUCUUAUGGGACUUAAUGUUUAGUCAUUUCAGUGGGCUGUCUGUUUAAUGGUAUUUCUAUCCUGAUGAUUUGUUUUAGUAAAAUUGUCUCUGGUACUUGAUAAAUGAUAGGUGUUUUUUUUCUUGCAUUAAUUUACAACUACAGUACAUCUGUAUUUAUAUUCAUUGGUAAUAAAAACCAAUCACAUUCCACAUAUAAUUUGUGUUUGUUGGUAACUGAGUUAAAUAAAGGUUCUGUAUGAGCAGA
Messenger RNA from Acanthopagrus latus (yellowfin seabream), 2569 nucleotides. It is a transcript of the gene pxylp1, whose product is annotated as 2-phosphoxylose phosphatase 1. The record is from RefSeq and is a predicted model, not a curated record. Gene Ontology annotation, cellular component: Golgi apparatus. Gene Ontology annotation, biological process: dephosphorylation; chondroitin sulfate proteoglycan biosynthetic process; glycosaminoglycan biosynthetic process. The coding region runs from base 222 to 1787 and encodes 521 amino acids. Gene Ontology annotation, molecular function: phosphatase activity. Lineage: Eukaryota; Metazoa; Chordata; Actinopteri; Spariformes; Sparidae. The transcript has 6 exons.